Messenger RNA from Bursaphelenchus xylophilus (pine wood nematode), 285 nucleotides. The record is from the annotation of a GenBank genome assembly. NCBI's taxonomy places the organism in Eukaryota, Metazoa, Nematoda, Chromadorea, Rhabditida, Aphelenchoididae.
AUGACCUUCUGUGGCCCUUCUCGCGAGUUCACGGUCAAGGCCCUUUUGACCUGGCUUUUGAAUGGUCGGCAUUCGGUUCAGGAAGCUCUUGACCGCUCUUGUUUUUUACAUGACCUUCUCCAGGUACUCGAACAGGUUCAGGACGGGAAGCGUCUUCAUUCAUUGGGUUCGCGGCCUUCCGAUGUCUCAGAAGAGAAAGAAGAAGGGGGAGGGGUUGCCGCAGGAGUCAAGAAUGGACUGCUCUUGUCGCGGAGUCGAAGCCUCUCCCACGUUCCUCAAAAAUGA